UAACCACCCAGAUUUGUCCAAUUAGGAUCGCUGGAGCCUCCUGUUUACAUUAGAUAAAAUCUGCAUAGAGGAAGUGCUGUGGUAUUUGGCCCCAUCUGUUUUACUGAAAUCAUAAGCAGCAAAACGGUCUGUGGCAAGACGUUUUUCACAGACCGUAUUGUGCUUCCUGGCAGUUUAAUGGACCCGUUCCUGUGAGUUACUUACACAAAUUUAGAAGAAGAAGAGGCCAAAAAUGGAGUCCAGAAGAAAAGUGCUGCUUGCUGCAAUCAUUUUCACAGCUGUCUGCUACAAAGUGACUGCACAGGAUGCAAGACUACUGGAUGCUCUAAAUCCCACAGAUGUUGUAGAUGACCAGUACAAUGGAUGCCGUAAAGAGGCCGUGAAAAAGUUCAUCCAGUCAGACCUGUUAAAACAAGAACUAAAUCGCAGUGAAGGAUUUCAGAAAGCGUGGAACAAAAGUAACGAGUGUUUGAAGCAGAUCCCUGGAGGGCGUAAAGAGCAUACUUCUGCACUUUCAAUCUAUGCUCAUGGGGAUCAUGAUUUCUUACAAACACUGAACAAAGCAAUAGAGACGAUGGGUGGAAAUGUUAGCAUCUAUGAAAACCACUUCCACUUCAAGUCUCUUCAUUUCCUGCUGAUGGAUUCCAUGAAGCUGCUGAAGCCGAAGGAGUGCAAGACUUUCUAUGUUUUUCAAGAUGGUCAAAGCCAACCACGGUCAAAGAAAGGCUCCACAGUGAGAUUUACAAGUUUCACCUCAGCUUAUUCAAACUUUGAAGAGAUAAAGAGAUCUGAAGAUCUCGCUGACAACAUCGUUUUAAAUCUCACUUCUUGCUUCUUUGUCAACCUGAAAGACUAUGUGUGCGAUCAAACCCAGGAUACAAUACUUUUAUCUCCAGCAGAAGUUUUCACUGUGGAGGAAACAGAAACAAAAACUACAGAUGAUGAUGAGGAAUAUGUUGAGAUUGUUUUGAAACAGUCAGGACUGAAAAGCUUCCACAACUGUUACAUCUUUUCACGGGACUCAGGAGAGCAGGAGACUGUCACACCUGUCCCAGAGAAAGACAGGGUCCCAGGAGGGCAGCAGACUGUCACAGCUGUCACUGAGCGAGACAGGGACUCAGGAGGACAGGAGACUGUCACAGCUGUCACAGAGAAAGACAGGGUCCCAGGAGGGCAGCAGACUGUCACAGCUGUCACUGAGCGAGACAGGGACUCAGGAGGACAGGAGACUGUCACAGCUGUCACAGAGAAAGACAGGUCUCCAGCUGUUGUCUCCACCCUGUGGCUGGUGUCAGUGCUUGUGGCCUCAUCUUUUUUUUAUUUAGCUCUUUAGCGAAAACAAACAUCAUUCAGUUUUCUGAGUGUUACGUCAGAACUGCUUUUUUUAUUCAUACAGUUGUGUAUUUGGCAGAUUCUAGGAUCUGCCAAAUAAAGUGUUGCAGUAGGCUGUCAAAAUAUAGUAAAAAAAUUUUUUUCACUACUGUUAUUUGUUACAAAUUUUAGAUUAAAUUCAAUAGAUUCAUCAAACAAACAGGAUUAGUGACCUCAUUCAUCUUUACAUUUUAAGCAGUGACUAUUUUCCAGGAGGAGAACACUUUUUUAAAAAGUUGAAUAUGCUUCUGUGGUUUAUAUCUAUAAAUAUUAUUACUAGAUCAUCAACUUUUAAAUGCUUUUUUUAAAAAAAAAUUCCUUUCUGAUUCC
Molecule: messenger RNA, 1701 nt
Organism: Archocentrus centrarchus (flier cichlid)
Lineage: Eukaryota; Metazoa; Chordata; Actinopteri; Cichliformes; Cichlidae
Product: ecto-ADP-ribosyltransferase 5-like
Exons: 9
Coding region: 233-1333 (366 amino acids)
Molecular function (GO): NAD+-protein-arginine ADP-ribosyltransferase activity; NAD+ poly-ADP-ribosyltransferase activity
Source: RefSeq, a predicted model, not a curated record